GCUCCCGGGCGCCCGCCUCCCUCCUUCGCGGACUGUCUCCCGACUCGCCGGCUGAGAGCCCUUUUUGACUGCGAGCGGCGGUAGCGGAGCAGAGGCGGCGGCGCGGGACCUGCAGUCGCCCGGGAUUCCCUCCAGGUGACGAUGCUCUGGUUCUCCGGCGUCAGGGCUCUGGCUGAGCGUCCCUGCCGGCGCUCGCCCGGGAUUACCUGCUGCGUCUUGCUGCUGCUCAAUUGCUCGGGGCUCCCCAUGUCUCUGGCUUCCUCCUUCUUGACAGGUUCUGUUGCAAAGUGUGAAAAUGAAGGUGAAGUCCUCCAGAUUCCAUUUAUCACAGACAAUCCUUGUAUAAUGUGUGUCUGCUUGAACAAGGAAGUGACCUGUAAGAGAGAGAAGUGCCCCGUGCUGUCGAGAGACUGUGCCCUCGCCAUCAAGCAGAGGGGAGCCUGUUGUGAGCGGUGCAAAGGUUGCACCUAUGAAGGAAAUACCUAUAACAGCUCCUUCAGAUGGCAGAGUCCUGCACAACCCUGUGCUCUACGUCAGUGCCAGGAAGGUGUUGUCACAGAGUCUGAGCUGCGAUGUGUUGUGCAUUGUAAAAACCCUUCCAAGCAUCUGGGAACGUGCUGCCCCACCUGUCCAGGCUGUGUGUUUGAGGGUGUGCAGUACCGAGAAGGGGAGGAAUUUCAGCCAGAAGGAAAUAAAUGUACCAGGUGUUCCUGUGUUAACUUCUUUUUCUUCUACUGACCCUCCAAAGCACCUUUCCUCAAAUUCUCUACCCAACAAGGUCC
Molecule: messenger RNA, 782 nt
Organism: Leptonychotes weddellii (Weddell seal)
Lineage: Eukaryota; Metazoa; Chordata; Mammalia; Carnivora; Phocidae
Source: RefSeq, a predicted model, not a curated record